AUGGACCCCGACGAUCAGGAAAGACAGACUCUGGCAGAUGAGGCUGAUCGGGAAACUAUCAAAUUAUGGAGAGCUUGGAGGACUGUCCACGAAAUGUGCCGCGACCGUGGCUAUGAGCUUUCUGACGACGAGCUUCUCAUCCCGCUCGACAAGUUUCGGGCAGACUACAGCGAUGCCAGUGGUGCUAUAGAUCGCAAAAAGAUGACUACCACCUUCAAACCCACAGACGCUAUGCUACGGAAAUACACUGUCCCAGCUACAUCCAAACAACCGGAUCCCCAGCCUCAGAUCGGUACAAUAUGGAUAGAAUUUCAUCAGGAUUCUAACAUUGGCAUAAAGCAGAUGCGACUCUUUGCCCAGCACGUUGACAAGCACAAUUUCUACACCGGCAUGCUUGUCACACAGUCGAGCAUCACUGCAUCUGCCUUAAAAAUUGUUCCGGCUGUGCUUCCAAUAAUCAUAGAGACAUUCCAGGAAUCAGACCUCCUAGUGAACAUCACCCGUCAUGAGCUGGUUCCUAAGCAUGUUCUGCUGAGCCCGGAAGAGAAGCAAAAGCUUUUAGAAAGAUAUAGACUGAAAGAGAGUCAAUUGCCAAGAAUACAGACUGGUGAUCCCGUGUCGAAGUAUCUGGGAUUGAGACGGGGUCAGGUGGUAAAGAUUAUCAGGAAGAGUGAGACUGCAGGAAGAUAUGCCAGUUAUAGGUGGACAAUCUGA
Molecule: messenger RNA, 714 nt
Organism: Bacidia gigantensis
Lineage: Eukaryota; Fungi; Ascomycota; Lecanoromycetes; Lecanorales; Ramalinaceae
Exons: 3
Coding region: 1-714 (237 amino acids)
Biological process (GO): DNA-templated transcription
Cellular component (GO): RNA polymerase III complex; RNA polymerase II, core complex; RNA polymerase I complex
Molecular function (GO): DNA-directed RNA polymerase activity; DNA binding
Source: RefSeq, a predicted model, not a curated record